AUGAACCUUGACGACUACGUCAUUUCAGUGGUUCAAAUCCCUCCAGGCUACACUUCUAAAAUGCUUCUGGACACCUGUAAUCCUCAAGUAGAAAAAUUCCUUCGAAAGUUUAUGAAACGGUUAGUAAAGAAACCGGGUGCACUCUUCUCUCGUGUUUUGCCGACUUCAAGUGAUGAAGGUGAUCCUCUCAGCCUGUGUGUUACAGAUUGUCAAACCCCUUACAUACCAUAUGUAAUAAAAGGAUCUGAUUCAUCUUGGCAUAUACGUCAGUUCCCCACACACAGACUGUCUGUUCGUUCACUAAAAAAUAACAAUGAUUGUGUUAUAUUAGAUGAGAAUAAAGAAGAACCUAGCCGUAAGUUGUUAAAACGAGCUCAUUCAGUUCGAGAAACCAGUCCUCAAUUAGUCAUCUCUAG
Molecule: messenger RNA, 416 nt
Organism: Schistosoma spindalis
Lineage: Eukaryota; Metazoa; Platyhelminthes; Trematoda; Strigeidida; Schistosomatidae
Source: the annotation of a GenBank genome assembly